UCCGGGCCUGCCUUCCCGCCCGCUGGCCGGGAAAUUCCCCCUGAAAAGGGCGGCGGGCCGGGACCGGCGGUGGAAUCAGCCGGGGCGGGCGGCAGGGAGUCGGGCCUGGGGCUUCGUCCAUCCGUUCAUCUAUCUGUCCGUCCGUCCGAGGUGUGCGGGGCCCGGGCGGGGAGCCCCGCGGCGGCAGUGGCCGGAGCUGUCAGCAUGGCCGGUGGCCCUGAGCCCUACAUUGAAAUAUUUGAACAACCCAGGCAAAGGGGCAUGCGUUUCCGAUACAAAUGUGAGGGAAGAUCAGCAGGCAGCAUUCCAGGAGAGCACAGUACUGAAAACAAUAAGACAUUCCCUUCCAUACAGAUCCUGAACUAUUUUGGAAAAGUCAAAAUAAGAACAACACUGGUAACGAAGAAUGAACCCUACAAGCCACACCCUCACGAUCUGGUGGGAAAAGACUGCAGAGAUGGCUACUACGAAGCGGAGUUUGGGCCAGAACGGCGAGUCCUGUCUUUUCAGAAUCUGGGCAUUCAGUGUGUGAAGAAGAAAGACCUGAAGGAAUCUAUUUCUUUACGAAUCUCAAAGAAGAUUAACCCUUUCAAUGUGCCUGAAGAACAGCUGCACAAUAUCGAUGAGUACGACCUCAAUGUUGUCCGCCUCUGCUUCCAAGCUUUCCUUCCCGAUGAACAUGGCAACUACACGUUAGCUCUUCCUCCUUUGAUUUCCAACCCCAUCUAUGAUAACAGAGCCCCCAACACGGCAGAAUUGAGAAUUUGUCGUGUGAACAAGAACUGCGGAAGUGUAAAAGGAGGAGACGAAAUAUUUCUGCUGUGUGACAAAGUCCAGAAAGAUGAUAUCGAAGUCAGAUUUGUCUUGGACAACUGGGAGGCUAAAGGUUCCUUCUCACAAGCUGAUGUUCACCGCCAAGUUGCAAUUGUGUUCAGAACACCACCAUUUCAGAGAGACAUCACUGAGCCCAUCACGGUGAAGAUGCAGCUGAGAAGACCUUCAGACCAGGAAGUCAGUGAACCUAUGGAUUUCCGAUACCUACCAGAUGAAAAGGAUCCCUAUGGAAACAAAGCAAAAAGGCAAAGAUCAACGUUGGCUUGGCAAAAGCUCAUACAGGACUGUGGAUCAAAUGCAACAGAGAGGCCCAAAGUACCACCAUUCCCUGCUCCUGAAGGGAAGCCGAUUAAGAAAGAACCGAAAAUGUUUUCAUCCCCACUGAUGAUGCCAGGGUUCCUAACCAACACCAGUCAGAUCUACCCUCUCUGCAACCAGAUCCAGGCGGCGCCAGGGGGGCCAGGGAAGCCGGACUCACUGUCCUCAAGCUGGCAGCAGAUGUUCAGCCCCUCUCCUUCUGCCAGCAGUCUGCUGGGCACCCACCCGCAGAACAGCUUUGGGGCAGACAUGUCGCAGUCCAAUGUUACUCAGGGCAGCAGCUCUCUCCCAGCUUUCCACGACAACACUCUGACCUGGCCUGAUGAGAAAGAUUCAGGCUUCUACCAGAAUUUCGGCACUGCAAACGGGGUGGGACCGGUGUCGACUACAGAUGUGCGGAGCAUGCCUAGUAACAGCAUUGGGCACCAGGCGCAUCCCACCAGCAUGGAGACUGAUGACAUGAACUGCACCAGUAUCAACUUUGAGAAGUUUAAUCCAGUGUUAAACACGAGCAAUCACAGGCAGCAGCUCCAGCAGGUGCCUGCACCUUGCCCGCCUUUUGCAGCCCUGGGCAGUACACCUUUCAACCCACAGUCUAACUUAGCUGAUCCGACAGUUUAUGGUUAUUUAGACCAAGAAGUUUUAAGCCAAUCGAGACUAUCCACCAACCCCAUCCCAACCCAUCCAAAUAGCAUUGCAGAUAACCAGUUCUAUGACACCGAUGGUGUCCACACUGAUGAGCUCUAUCAGUCUCUGCAGUUGGAUAGCAUUUUACAAAACUAUAACCACUGAGCCAGCAGUGUCAGGCUGGCCGCAGGUACGUAGCGCUUUUCAAGCUGUGUGAAGAGGAGGAACUUACCCUUCUGGAGUCCCUUCUUUCUCUUUCAGAAUGUUACUAUACAAGUUUCACCUUAUAACUUCAGGUUAUAUAUUACAGCCCAAAGACUGGUGCCCAUAAAGAAGAGAGGUGGGAGUAGGGUUUAGGGUUCUAUACCUUAAAAGUACAUUGUGUGCAUAUUUUUCCGCUGUUGGAAAAGGGAACUGCUAACACUUAAAUCUUCCUUACCUGUGAGGACUGUAAAUGCUGGCAUCUUCAGAAGGGUUAAAAUUUCAAAUACUUCACAGGUUUAAACUUGUUUGAAAAAUAACUAUUUUUGCUAUGGAAAUUAAAUUUGAUAAGACAGAAAUUAGGAAAAAAUCCCGGCACGUGGGCACUCUAGUUCAGAUGCACUUAACAAUGUUAAGGUUUUACUCCACUUACUUGAAAGGUUUAGGUUUCUUAUCUUCUUUCAUAUAAAAUAUUCUCCUAAAACAAGACCACACAUCGAUUUUCCGCAUUUUUACCACACUCCAUUUGCUUUGAAGGCAAAUUUACUCUAAAAUUUUUUUAAUGACUAUGUCAUUGUUAGAUGUAUUUUAAAAGACCGGAAGGUUUGAGUUUUUAAAUAGUCCAGCUCUGUUGUACAUGAAUCACUGCACAAAAGGACGAACAGAAAGUGAGGACUUCUCUGCACUGGAUCCCAAGAGCACUAUAUUAAAUGACAAACCCCUGUUGCUUUAGGAAUGGAGCACACUCUUACUUCUCUGAAAGUUGGGGGUUUUUUGUGUAUGUAGCUGUGAUGUGUAUGUGAUUUUGAGCAGCAGAAAUAUGCUGAGCCGAAGCAUCUUCCCACCCUCUCCUCAGGUAUCCCAGCAGUUUCCUGCUAUGCAAGUGACUGCUCAAAAGGCGGCUCAGAUCUUGCCUCCCCACUGUCCCCUCCCAAGAGAGCUUUGGGGCAAACCUGGAGGCAGUUUUAGCACAGGCUCAUCUAGAUGCACCCUGUUAACAACAUAAGGCCUUUUCAGCCAGUACUAACCAAAAAUAGCAUGCUAUAAUCUGUACCAGAAACCAGAACUUCCUUCCACUUGCUUCCCAGUCUUUGUUCUUAGCCUGAGUUGCGAGAUAUUCACAGAAUCACAGAAUCCUUCUGGUUGGAAACAACCUUUAAGAUCAUCGAGUCCAACCAUAACCUAACUCUACCAAACAUUACCAAAUCCCAUCCUUAAAUCGUGUCCCUGAGCACCACAUCUACACGUCUUUUAAAUGCCUCCAGGGAUGGUGGUUCUACCAUCUCUCUGGGCAGCCUAUUCCAGUGUUUAAUUACCCUUUCAGUGAAGAAGUUUCUUCUAAUAUCCAAUCUGAACCUCCCCUGUGACAGCUCGUGACAAAAACCUCCCCAGUGACAGCUCAUAUGGAUGUAACUGGCUGGGUAAGACACUUUACUCUGCGUUAUAGGGCUUUGCUAUUUUAUUAUUAUUAUUAUUUUUAAGAAGCAACACAGCAAGAAAUAGAUGAGUAUUUCUUAAGUUUACAGCUGGUGUGUAUAGCAGAUAAGGCUUAAGAAUCUAAUAAUUACUGUUAGCCAACAUAAAACUGCACCAUGGAAAGAAGCAACAAAAUAACAUACUUGUAUAUAUAAAAACCAAAAAAGCACAACCCCAAAUAAAAAAAAGCCACGUGAGAUGUUUAGUUGUAUGGAAGGUAGAAAGGAGCUCCAACAAACCUCCGUGGUUCGUAGGAAAGCAAUGACUUUCUAACUGCAGUAAUUAACAGGGUUCAAAGCGAUAAGGUGGUGCUGCUCUCACGCAUUACAUGAGUUACCUUCAGCAGCAUGUAGGAUCUAGGAUAUUUGAAGUUUGGAAAACUGCUUCCCCUCACUCCAAGUACACAGCGCAUUGAAUUAACUCGCACCAUUUUAAAGUGGUUUUUCCUCACUUCUGUGUAGCUCCUCUGCAGUCUUAAGAAAUAGAAGGACGAAAGAAAUACAAAGAAAGCUUGAAAUGUGUUGUUUAUUCAGUUCUUUUUUUUGAAGUUCUCAAUUUUCAGUAUAUUAAAUGUAAACAUUUUACUCACUUAAUCGAAAGCUCUUUAUAGUACAUGUUUUUACUGUAUAAUUAAAUAUUUUCAAAGUUCUGUUUUCCUUUGUAAACAAGUUCGUUUGGUAAUUAAAAAAACUGGUUAUACUAA
Messenger RNA from Apus apus (common swift), 4159 nucleotides. It is a transcript of the gene REL, whose product is annotated as REL proto-oncogene, NF-kB subunit. NCBI's taxonomy places the organism in Eukaryota, Metazoa, Chordata, Aves, Apodiformes, Apodidae. The record is from RefSeq and is a predicted model, not a curated record. Gene Ontology annotation, molecular function: DNA-binding transcription factor activity, RNA polymerase II-specific; RNA polymerase II cis-regulatory region sequence-specific DNA binding. The transcript has 10 exons. Bases 205 to 1944 code for a protein of 579 amino acids. Gene Ontology annotation, biological process: canonical NF-kappaB signal transduction; inflammatory response; innate immune response. Gene Ontology annotation, cellular component: cytoplasm.